AUGGCGAGUUCUACAGAUCAUAAUAGCUCGGGGAGUGUUUCUCCGGUGGUGAUGAAGUACAAAAGGAGGCGAUUUCCUGAGAUACCAGAAGAGUGUGCGGGGAAUUACUCGCCGUUCAAAAACAGUAAUGCGUAUUUCAGAAGGAAAGAACGUUCUUUGUGGCCGGCCAUGAGAAUCGGCAUGGAUCGUUGCCUGUUUGCUUUGAUCGUGGUGGCGUUUUUCUACAUGUUGGUGUUUGCAAAAUCUUCUUUGAUGAAUACUUUGCAGGACUUUAAAUCUGAGCGUGUUUUGAUUCAAGUUAUUCAACAGACGGUUGUGGAGAGAGAUGAUAGUGUGAGAAUUAAUAAAAUGGCUCUUGAAUCCACCCAGAAGAUGUUUGAGAGUUCCAACAUUUGGACCCAGUUUAGCAGCAACAACUAUUACCAAUGCAUUAACCGAUCUUGGGCUGAAAGAAGAGAGGAAGCUCUCACAAAUGGCUAUCUUAUGGUUCAUGCCAAUGGUGGCUUGAAUCAAAUGAAAACUGGAAUAAGCGACAUGGUUGCCAUAGCCAAAAUCAUGAAUGCCACCUUGGUUCUCCCUUCAUUAGAUCACAAAUCCUAUUGGACAGACACAAGCGAUUUUAAAGACAUAUUUAACUGGAGGCAUUUCAUGGAAGUAUUGAAGGAAGAUAUCAGCAUUGUGGAGACCCUCCCACCAGAACUGGAAGCAGAAAAUCACAUUCAGAUUGCCCCAGUUUCUUGGUCCAAUGCCAGUUAUUAUAGAGAUGAGAUAGCUCCACUAUUCAAGGAACACAGGAUUAUCCAGUUUACUCAUUCUAACGCUCGCCUUGUUAACAAUGGUCUUGCCGCUUCAAUCCAAAGGCUUCGUUGCCGCGCAAUGUAUCAGGCUCUCGCCUUCUCAGAGAGAAUUGUAGAGCUUGGAAACAAACUGGUUCAAAGACUAAAGAAUUUGAAUGCUCCUUAUGUUGCUCUUCAUUUGAGAUAUGAAAGGGACAUGCUUUCUUUUACAGGCUGCAGUCACAAUCUUACAGAAGCGGAAGACAAGGAGCUGCGGAUAUUGAGAUACAACACUCAACACUGGAAGGACAAAGAGAUCAACAGCACAGAGAAAAGGCUCAACGGGCUAUGCCCGAUGACCCCUCGAGAGGUUGCUGUCUUCCUCGAAGCUAUUGGAUUUCCUUUCGAUACAAACAUUUACAUAGUUGCAGGAGAGAUAUAUGGUCAAAAUGGGAUUCAAGAACUUAAAGCAAAGUAUCCAAAUGUAAUUACUCAUUACGAUUUGGCUACAGAAGAAGAAUUACAGCUCUUCAGGAAAUGCCAGAAUCAGCUUGCAGCCUUGGACUACAUUGUAGCCAUUGAAAGCGAUGUUUUUGUUUACACUUACGAUGGUAACAUGGCCAAGGCCGUAAAGGGUCACAGAGAAUUCGAAGGUUUCCGAAAAACCAUCAGCCCUGACAAAUGGAAUUUUGUGAGACUGAAUGAUCAUUACGACGAGGGCUUGCUAUCUUGGGAGCCAUUUGAAUCAAAGGUUAAGAGUUUACACGAAGAUAGGGUGGGAGCACCACGUCUAAGAACGAUUGCAGAUUCUCCAAGAAUGGAGGAGAGUUUCUAUGCAAAUCCUUAUCCUGGUUGUAUAUGUGACAAGUCCAAAAACUUACAAAUGCCAUACAGAAGGUUAUUAAGUUUAAGAAAUUGAAGUUAGUCAUCAAGUAUAAA
Messenger RNA from Mangifera indica (mango), 1715 nucleotides. Its product is annotated as O-fucosyltransferase 19-like. Bases 1 to 1695 code for a protein of 564 amino acids. NCBI's taxonomy places the organism in Eukaryota, Viridiplantae, Streptophyta, Magnoliopsida, Sapindales, Anacardiaceae. Gene Ontology annotation, cellular component: cytoplasm. The record is from RefSeq and is a predicted model, not a curated record. The transcript has 8 exons.